Columba livia (rock pigeon) is the source of this 3574-nucleotide messenger RNA. RefSeq names its product exocyst complex component 3 like 1 (gene EXOC3L1). Gene Ontology annotation, molecular function: SNARE binding. The transcript has 13 exons. Bases 198 to 2459 code for a protein of 753 amino acids. The record is from RefSeq and is a predicted model, not a curated record. Gene Ontology annotation, biological process: exocytosis; exocyst localization. Lineage: Eukaryota; Metazoa; Chordata; Aves; Columbiformes; Columbidae. Gene Ontology annotation, cellular component: exocyst.
GGACACGCAGGGCGCGAUUUCCCCUGCCCAGCCCCGCGGCAGCCGCGACACCUUCCCCCGUGUCCCCCCUCCGCCCCCCGGCCCUGACAUCCUGAGCGCGGCUGCGGGAACACAAUGGGGCCCUGAGGAACGCGGCUGCUCCGGCCUGAGGAAGCGGCUGCGGCUUCCUCCGCGCUGCCCUGCCCGGCCCCGGCGCCAUGGGCAUGUCUGCGGAGGGCGAGCGCGCUGCGAGCCCCAGAGAGGAGGAGUGGCCAGAAGCGGAGAAGGCUGAGAAAUUGGCGAGAGGAGCCGCUCUGAAAUGGGCUUCGGGGGUUUUCUAUCGCCCCGAGAAACUGGAGGGGCUUGGGCAGUACCGGAACCGAGAGAGGCAGAGGAACAGCUCCAUCCAGUCCCGGCUGAAGUCAACUGUCCAGUCCUACCUGGAGGGGGUAAGCGCGGGGCUGGAGCAGCUGCGGUCAGCAGCCCGGGAGGUGCAGAACGUGUCCCAGGACCUGGGGGCUGCGCGGUGGGCCCUGCUCGACAGCACAGGCCACUUCCAGGGCCUCCAGCAGAUGCGGGCACUGAUGGCAGAGCACGUGCAGCUGGCCUCGGUGGUCCAGGUGCUGCCCCAGCUCUUCUCAGUCCACGAGGUUUUUUCCCACACCCUGCAGCUCCUCUGUGAGCAGAACCUCCUGGAGGCCCACGCAGAGCUCAUGAUGAUGGAGCACCUCCGGGACAACAUCCUCUCCCAGCUGCACCUCCGUGGGCUCUCCAGCGCCCAGGCGACUGUGCUGUCCUACUUCAGUGGCCUACAGGAGCUCAAUGAGAGCCUGGCCAAGCAGCUGUGGGACAUUGUGGGCAGCAGCCUGCAGCUGGUACGCGAUGACCCAGUUCUCUUUGUCACCGCUGUAAGGAUCAUCGAGCGGGAGGAGAAAAUAGAUGAGUCUCUGCUCCUGGAGGCCACCUUCCUGCCCCCUGGCCGCCCAAAGGGCUGGAGGCAGAAGUUUUACCAUGUUCUUCGGGAGACCAUCACAGGAGCCCACUUCCGCGCAACCCCCAUGGACGCUGAGGGGUCAGGGCUGGCCAGGCACCUGGCAGCGCUGCAGAAGGACAUAGUGUCCAAUCUGCUUGUGGUGAAGGACCUGAUGGUCCAGUGUGUCCCAGCUCACUACAACAUCCUCAGCAUCUGCACCACCACAUACCACCAGGCUCUCACCAGCCACCUCCAGGACAUCCUCCGAGAGGACCUGGACAAACAGGCACUUUUCCUCCUCCUUGAGUGGGCACUUCGUGUGUACCCCAGCCCAGACAUGAUGGGUCACCCUGACCUUCUCCCAGAAGUGGACGUUUCUGCUCUGGGUCCCUUGAUGUCCCCUGAGCUUGUGGAUCAGACAGAGAGGAAAUACGUGGUGAAAGUCAAGGCUAGCGUGCUUGAGUGGAUGCAGAAGACCCUGGAGGUGGAGUUCAAGGAGUGGUUCAGGGAAGAGGAACCUGAGACAGACCAUCAGGGCUUCUUCCAGUCAGCUCUGCCUGUCAUUGUCAUGCAGAUGCUGAAUGAGAAUAUCCAGGUAGCCUCCUUGAUCACUGACUCUUUGCAGCAGAAGGUCUACAACAUGGCCUUGGAGGAGCUGGAGGUGUUUCUGGGCCGCCUGCGGGAAGCCCUUGUACAAUGUGGGAAGGAGCACCAGAAGGACCGUACCACCCCCAAGUACUACGUCUCCUACCUGCUGGCCAUGCUCAACAACAACCUGGCUCUCAGCUCCUCUGUCUCCUCCCUGCACUCUGACACCGCCUGCAGAGAAGUCCCUGCAUCCCUCCAGGCUGCUCUAGACAGGACGCAGAAGAAAACCUGCCAGCUGCUGCUGGAGGAGCUGCUCCUGGACCUGCAGCCCCUCUGCCUGCAGCUGCCUUCCCGCAAGUGGCUCUCCGGGUCCCAGCUCGUCAGCAGCAUGUGCGAAGUGAUUGACAAGUACGCAAAGGACUUCUCCCGUGUCGGGAAACCCGUCUUCAUGCUCCUGCUGACGGAGAGCGAGCUCCUGGUGACGAGCCAGUACCUGCGGGCGCUCAUGCAGAAGAAGAUGGUGUGCAAGAGCAACGAGGAGCGGCGCCAGCUCUGCGACCGCCUGCUGCAGGACGCCAUGCAGCUCCGGGAGCUCUUCUGUGGCCUGGGUCUGGACCGGAGCCAGCAGAGCCUGGAGGCCGUCUUUGCCCUGCGGGAGCUGAUCUGCCUCAAGGACCCAGCAUUACUCAGCCUGGAGGUUCUGGGCUUCGCCACCAAGUACCCCGAUGUCAGCGACGAGCACAUCUCCACCUUGCUGGAUCUGCGGGGUGACGUCUCCAAGGAGGUGCGGCACAUGGUGCUGGAAAUGAUGGCACAGCACCCCCAGGUCCUGCCCGAGAGCUACCGGCCCAUCUUCAGCACCAUCCUCGUCCCCGCGCCGGAGCUGCCUUUCUGCAUUCGCAAGGGCAAGUGUGCCUGAUGCUGCGCCCCAUAGCCUGCUCUCUGCUGUCCCCACGGAUGUACGGACCAUGCAGGACAUCUCUGAGGAGAGUGGAAAUGACAUGUGGCAUCUCCUAUGCACAGUGCCUUGCCCUGUGUUGGGGAUAGUCUGGACACGUGCCAACCUGCUCUGGUCUUACCUCGCUGAACUGACUGUCCCCUGCAAGCACCAGUCCCGGGACACCUGUGUCAGGAGAAAAUCGACCCAUAGCAAUUUUUCUGGCCUGCGGAGGCAGGAAUUGAGGCUGCUCAGGCCUGGCCUAUUGCCUGCAGGAGAAAGAGGAGCCACAGAGCAAAGGACAGGAUUCUGCAGCUGGGGUGAGUCCACAUCUCCAUGGGGCUGCAGAGAUAUUUGGGUUUCCCUGAAUCUCCAAACAGCCCUCUGAACCAGUGUGUCCUGGCCAUGGAGUCUGUUACCACCCCAGCUCCAGGGCAGACCGGAGCCUUGCUAGACCUGGGCUUGCAGGAGGGUUUUAGCCGUGGGAGGUCUUGCUCUGUUUUGGCUCAGCCCAGAGGUCUGGUGGUGCUGCUGCACCAGCCUGGGCCUGGGGACAGGGUGACCUCCCACACCGCAGGCAUGGCUGCCUGCCCCAGCACAUCCGGCCCCACUGCAGCUCAGCCAGCUCAUCGUGGCUCACAGCCGUGGAGGAGGAGGGACAAGGCGGUCUCACUGCCCUGGCUGGUGCUGACAACUCUGUUCCUGCUGGCGUGAAGGGACAGCUCUGGGUUCUGCUGACCUGCCCAACUGCUGGCCCCAGACAGGACUGGAGUCCAAGACAUUUGAGCCUCUUGGAGAGCAUGAACUGAGUUGCGUCUGGUGUGUUGAGCAUUCUCCUGCCCCAAGGUUCCUCCAUGAUGGGCAGCACCACCCUGUGCCCUGGCUAUCCCUCCAUGCGCUGCUGCUGUCCAGAGGUGAUGGUCAUCUCCUCCCAAGGUGCCAUGCAAAGAUCAGAAGCAAAGCCUGUUCCUGUGCUCCAUCCUUGUGCCCAACCACUGCAGCACCCUGCGAAGGCUCCACACUCUGCCAUGUGGGCUGGAUCCUGCUGUCCUUUUGUGGCACUGCUGCCACAAAUAAAGGCCUGAGCUCUGCAGUCA